Molecule: messenger RNA, 1510 nt
Organism: Rhipicephalus sanguineus (brown dog tick)
Lineage: Eukaryota; Metazoa; Arthropoda; Arachnida; Ixodida; Ixodidae
Exons: 1
Coding region: 42-1238 (398 amino acids)
Cellular component (GO): nucleus
Source: RefSeq, a predicted model, not a curated record
ACGUGCCUUCGCGCCUUUAGCAGCCUUCAGUUGCUGCUGCAAUGUCCAACAUAGGAACGGUUGCAUCUCGCGGGUCGCCGAGUGCAAUGUCAUCUCGCAAAGGGCUGUUCAGUGACCUUGGCAAGGCCACUCUUCGCGGCAUUCGAAAAUGUCCCAAGUGCGGCACCUACAACGGCACGCGCGGCGUGCGCUGCAAGAACAAAGCGUGCGACGCAGUGUUUCGGGAGCGUGGCGCACGCAAACGGGCGGCCGACGCUGUGCGGCUGCACGCGCCGGGCCAGCUCUACUCGGUGCGUCUGCAACGGGGUGAGGCGCGGACGUUCGUGCAGCUGUCGGCCGAAGGCAGGGCCCAGUGUGAGGGCUGCCAGGGUGCAUCUGGCUGCGCGCACGUGCAGGCCGCGCUGCGAUGCGUCGUGCAAGCCCAGGCGCUGCCACUGAAGGACUCGGUUGUGGAAGCCCAAGAGGAGAGCGUGCGAGAUGCCAUCUGGGAACUGGCUGCAACCGAGGGCCCGCCGCUCGUGCAACGUGUCUCCAAGGCAGUGUUGGUGGCGCGGAGCCGUCAGGGCGGCUUCGUGCACGUUCGAGUGAGCCCCCGCCGCGAGCUGCGCUGCGGUGAUUGCGGCGGCAAGGGUGCAUCGCAAAAUUGUGUCCACUCGUACGCGUGCAUGUGUGCGCUUACUAGCGCCGACAAACUGCGUGUUGUGGCGCCCAAGCACCCCGAACCGUCUCUCAGCUUUUUGCAGUGGUUGGCGGGCGUCACGGAGCGCAUCAACCAGACGAUGCGCUACGAUCGACCGGGAAGGCCUGACCCGCUUGUUUUUCACGUGCCUCAUCAGUUUUUUGAGUGUUUGCAGCAGCGGAUAUGUGGACGCCGGCAGCCUACGCGGAAGGACGGCGCCAAGUGCUCGUGGAGCAUCACCAACCUUUUGCAUGUGCGUCACAUUUUUGAGACUCCUGACGUGCCGCUAGAGGAGAGCAGAACCUUCGUAGAGAAUCGCGAUGGGACUUUUGAGCCCUACGAACCUCCUUGUUUGUCCCAAGAACUGCACUCUGAAGGCGUACCAGUCAUCAGACCUCUGGAACUCAAAACAUUCUUGAAGGUGGGGAACCCUCCCCAAUCGGUGCCGUUCAUUAUUGAGUGGACUCCUGACGUGCUUCCCCGUAGUCGGGUUGGCGAAUUGCGUCUGAAGUUUGAGUAUGGACACCUAAGAAAUGGACUUAUUGACAUAAGGUCGUAGGAGGCACCUUGUUUCUGCGUGCUGAUGCACUUUGAGGUGCAGUGAAACAUUGUUGACUUUUAUUUUUAAUUCACCUCAGGGUAGCGUUGGUUGUGUUGCUACCAUGUGCACAUCUGCUGAUUACAAAUUCCAAGUGCACCGUUGAAAACAAACGACCGCUUAAUAUGUGGCGAAGUGUGUGCUGUAACUGUGCACAUAAUAAACUCUGUGAUCAUGUAGGUUCUCGUGUUUUGAUUUCCUCUGCGUGCUGAAAUAAAAACUUGGGUAGCGGA